Molecule: messenger RNA, 1038 nt
Organism: Theileria annulata
Lineage: Eukaryota; Apicomplexa; Aconoidasida; Piroplasmida; Theileriidae
Product: cleavage stimulation factor subunit 1, putative
Exons: 9
Coding region: 1-1038 (345 amino acids)
Biological process (GO): mRNA 3'-end processing
Cellular component (GO): mRNA cleavage stimulating factor complex
Molecular function (GO): RNA binding; protein binding
Source: RefSeq, a predicted model, not a curated record
AUGGUUGAGCCGGAACGUCUUUUUUUCUACGAAGCUCUAUUACAGCAGCUUGUAGAUGACGGUUUUGAAGAUGCUGUAGCUUUGAUUGAAUCUAAAUACAAGGUUAAACCCAACUCUAUGUUAAGGAAGGAUCAUUUAUUUGAUAUAUUUAAUAAGUGUGGAUAUUUAUCAUCCAGAGUUUUGUUGGAAUCCAAGCUAAAUGAGGAAGAAGAUGUUUUAAAAUGUGGAAAAAAUAGAGUUAGAGAGGUUUUAUCCUACACUAACGUUCCCGUUGAGAUGAACCCUGAUUUGAAUGAGGUUGCCUACAAGAUUAUGGCUGAAAUUCUAAACCAUAAGCCUUCUCGAUGUGUUGCUCAAUCACAUGAUUGUUCCCUUGUUGCAGUCGGCGGUGUAUCCGGCUCACUAAGAGUUAUCCCCUUUAUUAAUGUGUUGAAUAAGAGAGAAAAGAGGAAACCCAACACAUUAUCAACAAACACCCUCUCCGGCCAUAUUGAACAAGUUGAUGCACUUGAUUUCCAUCCUAGAAAAAAUAUUUUGGCCUCCGGAGGAAUAGAUAAUACCAUAAUUUUCCAUGAUAUUAAUACCUCAAAUGGUUUUAUAUAUUCAACUUCAGAGAUGAGUAAGGAGUGUAUGAAGUUCCAUCCGUGUGGAGACUUUUUGUUCGCUGGUACAUCGAAUUCUAUUAUUAGGUUAUACGACGUUGUUACCUCCAAGUGUUACACAUCCUCAAAAACAACUCACCAACAUAAAGGUGGUGGUAUUAAUGGUUGUGAUUUUAAUCUUCUUGGCUCACUAUUGUUUACUGCUGGCAGUGAUGGUUCAAUAUUGAUUUGGGACUCUAAAAACUUAGAAUGUAUUUAUAGCAUGGAUAGUGCGCAUAAUGAUUUGCCUGUCAUAUCAAUUAAGUGUGAUGUGAAUAACCAUUAUCUGUUAUCUUCUGGUUUAAACGGAAUAACUAAAUUAUAUGACUUAAGGAUGCUCAAAGAGGUAAUUGAUUUGCUUUUUAUUGAUUUUCCAGAUCACGAGUUAUGGUCAUGA